ACGCGUGCGGACCGGCGGCGCAGCGCUCGCUGCCAAAAAGGGGCAGAGUAGAGUAAUGCGAAAAUUGUCAAAUACCUGGUGCGCGGCGGUGGUGAUACCCCGGUGAGCUUGCGUUAGCGUGGUGCGACGAGCAGCUUACAGCUGUGCAAAGAGCUGCGCGAUGUCGAGCACCCUGGAGAACAAGAUUCUGAAUCUGCAGGAACGUCUGCGGGCGGAAAACGAGUCGCGAGACAGAGACAGGCAGGGCGGCGAGGUUGGUCCGACCGCGGGUCUGCAGUCGUCGUCGUCGACGGGCCCUGCGUCUAGUCCUGCACUCCGCAGGCCCCGACAACUCGGAGACAUGGGUACUCCAACGCGAGCCAGAAGACAGCUGGAUCUGCCGGUAUCGCAGAUGGUACCGCCAAAGAAACACGACGUCGAGUUCGAGUCGAAACUUCAAGAAAUCAUGAAGAUGAAUGGUAUGCUGAAUAUCAAUGGCCAAAGGUAUCAGACAGAGAUGAAGGACUUGGAGCAUUUAGGCGAGCUCGGCAAUGGUACGUGCGGCCAUGUCGUCAAGAUGAGGCACAAACCUAGCGGCGUGGUGAUCGCUGUGAAGCAGAUGAGACGUUCCGGCAAUGCGGAGGAGAACAAGAGGAUAAUCAUGGACCUCGACGUUGUGCUCAAGUCACACGAUUGCCCUUAUAUUGUACAGUGUCUUGGCUGCUUCAUUACGGAAUCCGACGUAUGGAUAUGCAUGGAACUGAUGGCGACGUGCUUGGACAAGUUGCUGAAGCGCAGCAGACAGGCGAUACCAGAGGAUUUUUUAGGCAAAGUCACAGUAGCGACAGUAAAGGCGUUGUCGUACCUGAAAGAGAAGCAUGGUGUCAUCCAUAGGGACGUGAAGCCUAGCAACAUAUUGCUGGAUGAGUCGGGCGGAGUAAAGCUUUGCGAUUUCGGCAUAUCUGGCAGAUUAGUCGACAGCAAAGCGAAAACGAGAAGCGCGGGCUGCGCGGCGUAUAUGGCUCCUGAGAGGAUAGAUCCACCUGAUCCAACCAAGCCGGAUUACGACAUAAGGGCGGAUGUGUGGAGUCUGGGCAUUACUCUGGUGGAACUAGCUACGGGAAUAUUUCCUUACCGAGACUGCAAGACUGACUUCGAGGUGCUGAGCAGGGUAGUGCAAGACGAUCCACCGUCUCUGCCGCAGGACGCACUCUUCUCCAAGGAGUUUAGGAACUUCGUCACCUGCUGCCUUACGAAGAACUACAAGCAUCGGCCAAAGUACCACAAGCUCAUGGAACACCCGUUCAUCCGCAAGUACGACAUGCCGUUGGACGGCGAGACCGCCUCGCCGAAUUCCGGCUAUCAGUGGUUCGGCAGAGUUAUGCGGCAAUUAGAACCAAGUUUCAGGUUACCGGGAGGGCAGCAGCGAGUCUCGGGCCAUGUGUCCCUGAAACAGACGGCGGCGCACUUCCGGGCGCAGUCCGACAUACCGGCCUUCCUCAGGAGCAACAACGCGACGGCCAAAGAGCCGAACUUCUUGCCGUCGUUCCACCAGCGUUCCAACAGCGAGAACGGCGCCGCCAGCUACGUGUCCUACAGCCCGUACGCGUUGCGCCGCAAGGACCGGCCGUUCUCGCCGCCGACCUCCAAGGACGCGGACUCGGAGGGACAGCCGCCUCGGCCGUUCUCACCUUACCGACAGCUGGAGCAGUCCGGUAACCGUUGCUCGACGAAUGGCCGGCAGGAGAGGCCGUUCUCCCCGUACAGGCAGCAGGACGCGAACCUGGUGGACGGCAACGGCCGGUCCUACUCUCCCUAUCGCAGCAGCCGCUACGAGGAGCGCGAUUCGAGCAAGGAUCGAUGGCAGAACGUGUCGAGAUCGCUCAGCCCCUUCGCCAGGGACUAUUCUCCCUGGCGGCGGGAGAACGUCGAUCCGCCCGGCGUGAUCCCGCCGUCCUGCGACAGCGGCCGUUACUCACCGUUUCUGCAGCAACGACUGGCGCAACCGCCGCCGCCGCCCGCACCUCAGACCCAUCCUCCGCAGGACAUCUACGGCAGCCCGAUGAUCAGCCGCAAGAGGUUUCCUUCGGAGCCACCACCGCAGGGAUCCCACGGGUCCACUAGUCCGCAAUUGCUAAUCUCCCGCUUUGCGCAUCAGCUUAAGCAGGAGUCUCCGCCUUCGUCGGCGGUUGCGAUGCCGCCACAACAGCAGAGUGCUGGCUCCAAGGAAUCCGCGAAGAAGCGCUUCGCGUCUUACGUGCGCCUCAGGCUCGGCAGUGAACGCGCUCCUUCGCCGGAGCCACCGCCGAGACUGAGUCGUGGCGAGUCACCGCUCGCCCUUAGGAGGAAUUUAGUAGAACAGGCGUCUCCUUCCUGUCCGCGAAGGUACGUCUCGCCUUCUCCACCUCAGCCGCCACCCAGGAGACUGUCGGAGAGCAAUUCCGUGCCCGGUAGCCCGCAGCACGUGCGAGCCCGUCUGCGCUACACUCCGGAACCUCAGAGGAGACCUCCGCCGCCAUAACCCACCGCUACCGUUAAGCCUUAUUCCUUGUUAUUGGUGCCAUACGCGACACGGUAUGUCCGUGGUGCAAUCGCGUGCACUACGUAGUAGCGAGGUGCGUCGUACUCGGCGACGACGGUUGCGCACAGAGCGAGUAUACGGUACACACGCACACACGUAUACGGUGUUCUCGAGGACAACGCUGUAAACCAAAAACAAAAAAAAGAGAAAUAAAAUAUGGAGAAGCAUGUUCUUUAAUACUCGAGCCGCCGCGUUCGCGGCGGUUUGUACGCGUCGAAGGCUGUACGAGAGGUCGAUUUAGCGUGCGAAACGGCUGAAAUUGUCUUUUUCUAGAUGAAAAUCGCAAAAAAGAAGAAAAAAAGAAGGUAAAACUCACUUCGAAAGAGAGAGAGAGAGGGGGGGGGGGAGGUCUGAUGCAGCUCUCUCACGUCGGUGAAUAUAUCGGGUCGACAAAUAUUUUUCUGGAUUUCUUAUCGAUGUGUCUCUAGAGUAGGAAGAAGCAAAAGGGGAUGAGAAGAAACGACGCUUCUCGAAGUUUUUAAACGCGCUUCACACGCUAAACUCGCUUUCUGCACGGUCGUAGCCUUUUAGCGAGGCCUGCGUUUCGCACAUGCGAGGAACGUUCGCGCUGCGACGAAACCGCGAACGGUCCUCGCGACGUUUGCACACGGCUUUCUAAGUCGCCGUCGCGAAUCGAACUACCUUCGUCAAUGGAUCCUCCUCUCGACGUGUAUUUAUAAUAGGACGCAAAAGGGAAACACGAUGCUCAACUUUUUUAUAUCGCUUGCGUGUAAAGGAGUGCAGAAUGACGACGACGACGACGAUGACUGACGGUGACGAUGACGACGGAGGAGCAACAAAGAUGCACCGCGAUGUUUUUUCUAAAAACAAAAAGAGAGAAAAAAUAUAUUAACACAUGUAUACACACACACAAACACUGGGGAGAUACGGCGCCGUGGCGAAAACGCGUAAACCGUUCCUAUCGUUCUUCGUUUACGCUUCUUUCUCUCGAGCUUGAGAAUUUUGUCACGCUAAGGAGAAAGAGAUAGAGAGAAGAGGAGAGAGAGAGAGAGAGAGAGAGAGAGAGAGAGAGUGAGCGAGCGAGGGGACAUUGCAACGAAACUCACUCUCUUCUCUCGGACGGCCUUGCGGUAUCUCUGCGACUCGAAUUACAGCGAUUCUCAGCGACUUUUCCACGUUUUAUUAUUAAUAUUAUUAUUACGACUAUUAUAUGUUAUUUAUAUAUAUGAAGUAAUACCAAACGCGCGAGCGAGCCGUACGUUCAGAAACCCGGCGUUGAGAUCGAACGCGAAAUUCGAGAGGGAUACGUUAUCGUCCACACUCGACUUCUCCGUAACGAGAUAAAGUAAAACGGAGGCACAAUAAUGUUGCAGUGGCACGCCUUACUCGUAGAAUUUUACUACAAAUUCACGAAUGUAUAUUACUACUCAGUCGGCAGAGCGUGCGAGAGGCGUCACACGGUUAGGAUGUUGUAAUUAAUUAUUUUUAAUUAACAUUUAAUCCCAAACUACGUUCAAGUCUACACUCGUAAUCACCUUUGUCGCUUAUUUGACAAAAGGAUCUGUUGCAAUGUAAAUAAACUUAUAUUUAUACGAGUCACA
Molecule: messenger RNA, 4122 nt
Organism: Dinoponera quadriceps
Lineage: Eukaryota; Metazoa; Arthropoda; Insecta; Hymenoptera; Formicidae
Product: dual specificity mitogen-activated protein kinase kinase 7-like
Exons: 8
Coding region: 161-2500 (779 amino acids)
Biological process (GO): protein phosphorylation
Molecular function (GO): ATP binding; protein kinase activity
Source: RefSeq, a predicted model, not a curated record